Paracoccidioides brasiliensis Pb18 is the source of this 648-nucleotide messenger RNA. RefSeq lists its product as uncharacterized. The record is from RefSeq and is a predicted model, not a curated record. The coding region runs from base 1 to 648 and encodes 215 amino acids. The transcript has a single exon. Gene Ontology annotation, molecular function: protein binding.
AUGGAUAUGUCUGAGCCCACUGAGCCCUACAAAUACACACCACUUGUGACCCCAACAUCAAUACGUCUCCUUCGCGUCGACUCAAAAUCAUUUUCACAUGGCUCAGACAUUCCCCGGAUAACCUGUAGUCUUAAAACGGUUGACCUAAUCGCCAACCCAUGGUACCAUGCUCUGUCAUAUACGUGGGGAAACCCACUUCCCGUGGAUAACGAAUACUUCCGUCCUAAAUAUGACGAUGCGCAAAUAUUCACCAAAUACGACUACGAGGAAGGUAAAUGUGUCAUCCACCUUGAUGGCAAGCUGCAAUACGUAAGCAGGAACUUAUUUGAUGCGUUGAGUACCGUGCCAUCAGAUGCGUGGGCUAGAAAUUGCAAUCGCGGCAACACGAAGAAGCAGAAGGCUCAUGCCCCGCUACACUGGGUUGGGAUUUCGGGUGAUGAGGAUUAUCUUCUGUCAGUUUUGGCGGGCGGAGAGAGUGUUGAUGUUAACCUUUUGGAUGGCUUGGGGAGAUCUGGGUUAAGUUGUGCAGCGGAGUAUGGGAGGAUGGGGGUUGUUGAGAUUCUGAUGAAGGCAGGGGCUGAUGCGAUGAUUGUGGAUGGGGAAGGGAAAAUAGCGGUGGAUUAUGCAAGGGGAGAAUGGGCAUGGUGA